AUGCCAAAGACGUCAGAUAUAUGGAAAUUUUUUGAAAAAAGCACUUCAGAAAAUUCUGCAAAAUGUUUAAUAUGCGAUAAAACCUUGGCUUGCAAUAAGGGGUCAACAAAGGGUUUAUGGGACCAUUUCAAGUCUAUGCAUGAAAAGGAAUAUUGUCAAUUUAUGAAUCAGGAAGAUGUUGCUUUGAAGAACCAGUCAUCAAUCUGUAAAUUUAUUGAAUCCGAUUCACAGGAUGAUGCUGAUAUACAAAUAGCAAAUUUAAUGAUUAGGCAGAAUUGCUCUUUCCUUUUUAUUGAAAGCCCUGAAUUGAAGAAGCUCUUUAAAUUAGCUUAUCCAAGACUUGAGCUUCGUGGUCGUCAACAUUUCCGUAAAAAUGUUAUACCAAAAAUGGCAUUAAAUAUAAGAAAGAAAAUUACCCAACAUGUAGGUGAUGAUUAUUAUGCUAUCACUUCAGAUGGAUGGAGUCAGAUUACUAAGUCCCCUGCGCUUUUGAGGUUUUCUUAUGAUUAA
Molecule: messenger RNA, 510 nt
Organism: Meloidogyne enterolobii
Lineage: Eukaryota; Metazoa; Nematoda; Chromadorea; Rhabditida; Meloidogynidae
Source: the annotation of a GenBank genome assembly